AUGACGUAUGCAGAUCUUCUCCCCGUAGGCACAGUCCUCGCCAUGUGCGCCGCUUCGUUCGGUCUCGGGAUCAUUUAUGGAAACCUUCCAUAUGACUACUACACGUUAUGGCUGCCAGAUAGAGAAGCGAUUGCCCGCUCGGUGGCCCACUACGCUAUUUGGGCCAAUGCUCCUAGAAGAGUUCAUUACAUUCUUCAUGGAGUUAUGGCAUUGGGCUUGUUGGGUUGUUUCAUCAAGAUGUUCAAGCCACACCCAGAUGUGAAGUAUUUCGAGUGGGGAACUUUGGGAGCUUUGAUGCUUGCCAUUAUGAUUUAUUUCACCAACUUGCGUAUUGGUGUGAACUCGUGCGUGAGCGGAAUUUGGGGUGAUGUCGAUGAGAUUACCGGUAUUAACGUCAUGGCUGCUUCGCAGUUUAUGAUGGCUGUGGUCCUCUUUGGUGUCUUGGUGUUGCAAGGUGGUUUGUAUUAUGCCCAAUGGUACGAAAAUAAGAUCCAACGUGAGUUUUACGAGGCUGAGCGUGCUGCUGCUGCCGCUGCUGCCGCUCCAGCUGUAGAGAUCGAGACUGAGGUUGUUGAGGAGGUCUCUGGUUCUACUGGUUCCAAGAAGUCCAAGUCUGGACUGGCUAAGAAGAGAGCUUAG
Molecule: messenger RNA, 639 nt
Organism: Australozyma saopauloensis
Lineage: Eukaryota; Fungi; Ascomycota; Pichiomycetes; Serinales; Metschnikowiaceae
Gene: CSH3
Product: Csh3p
Exons: 1
Coding region: 1-639 (212 amino acids)
Biological process (GO): endoplasmic reticulum to Golgi vesicle-mediated transport
Cellular component (GO): endoplasmic reticulum membrane
Source: RefSeq, a predicted model, not a curated record